CAGAGCCAGACCCAGGGUGCCGUGUUCCUGCCUGAGUUUGCUCUGUCCCCUCAGGGAAGUUUCCUGGAGGACGCUACCGAGGACCAGUUCCUUACCUACAGAUACGACGACCAGGCGUCUCGUAUGACUGGAUCAGAUGAGGACGGGGACAGUGGCUGGGAUGCAUGGGGCACCUGGAGUGACUGCUCACGCACCUGUGGAGGCGGGGCCUCUUACUCUCUACGCAGGUGUCUCAACGGAGGGAACUGUGAAGGCAAGAAUAUCCGCUACAGAACGUGCAGUAACAUGGACUGUCCCGUCGAGUCGGGAGACUUCCGAGCCCAGCAGUGCUCCGCCCACAAUGACAUCAGGUACCAGGGAAUGGUAUACGAGUGGAUUCCCGUGCCCUAUGAACCCUCGGCUGCGUGCGCCCUGCGGUGCCAGGCGCGGGGGAGGAGCCUAACGGUGGAGCUGGCACCUAAGGUUCUAGACGGAACACGUUGCCGGGCCGACGCCCUGGAUAUGUGCAUCAGUGGGGUCUGUCAGGAGGUGGGAUGUGACAGACAGCUGGGCAGCGGUGCCAGGGAAGACGACUGUGGUGUGUGUGCCGGCGAUGGUUCUACUUGUCGGCUGGUCCGGGGCCAGGCGCUGCCUCACGUCUCACCGGAAGAACCUGUGAAGACAGUGCUGGAAGUCCCCUUGGGAAGCAGGAGUUUGAGAGUCAGCUCCAAGGGACCUGAUGUCAUAGUAAUCGAGACCCAGUCUCUGCAGGGUCAUAGAGAGGAGCACAGUCUGGUCUCUCCCGGUUCCUACAUCAUCGGCAACACCACCGUGGACUACCAGAAAGGGACAGACAGACAGACGCUCAGGACACAAGGACCUCUGGGAGCCGAUUACAUCAUCAAGGUGAAAUAUGCUGCUCCGAAGGACACGGUGGUCCAGUUCCUGUUCUAUCAACCAAUCAGGUACCAGUGGAGAGAGACUGACUUCUUCCCCUGCUCUGUCACCUGUGGAGGAGGUUACCAGCUGAACUCAGCAGAGUGCACAGACAUCAGGUCCCGUCAGGUGUUACCAGAGCACCACUGUAACAGCUACCCUGAGAACACCAAACCCACGCCCAAACUCAAGGAGUGCAACAUGGACCUCUGUCCUGAGAGUGAUGGCUUCAUAGAGGUGAUGCCUUAUGACCACUUUCAGCCUCUGCCACGGUGGGAGCAGGGUCCCUGGACGGAGUGUUCAGUGUCGUGUGGAGAGAGCGGCGGGCUGCAGGAGCGCAGCGUGGUGUGUGUUGAGGACGACGCCCACGGACAGAUCACUCAGGUGGAGGAGUGGAAGUGCACACUCCCUCGGCCAAUCACGCAGCAGAGCUGCAACAGCUUCACCUGCCCACAGUGGGUUGCCAUGGAGUGGUCUCAGUGCACAGUGACGUGUGGCCGUGGGUUGCGGUACAGAGUGGUCCUGUGUAUCGACCACAGAGGACAGCACACUGGUGGCUGUAACACAUCCCUCAAACCACAUAUCAAAGAAGACUGCCUGGUACCUGUCGCAUGCCACAAACCCAGAGAGUCAGUUCCUGUGGAGGCCAAGCUACCCUGGUUAAAACAAGCCCAGGAGCUGGAAGAACAACGCACCGCUACAGAGGAACCAACGUGA
This is a messenger RNA of Oncorhynchus gorbuscha (pink salmon), 1632 nucleotides long. RefSeq names its product ADAMTS-like protein 3. Gene Ontology annotation, biological process: extracellular matrix organization. Gene Ontology annotation, molecular function: metalloendopeptidase activity. Gene Ontology annotation, cellular component: extracellular matrix. Lineage: Eukaryota; Metazoa; Chordata; Actinopteri; Salmoniformes; Salmonidae. The record is from RefSeq and is a predicted model, not a curated record.